Molecule: messenger RNA, 2249 nt
Organism: Nicotiana tabacum (common tobacco)
Lineage: Eukaryota; Viridiplantae; Streptophyta; Magnoliopsida; Solanales; Solanaceae
Product: putative xyloglucan galactosyltransferase GT19
Molecular function (GO): glycosyltransferase activity
Source: RefSeq, a predicted model, not a curated record
GCUUCCAUUUAUUUCUGUUCAGACUGUUCCAAGUUCUAACUCUAUCACAGCAGGGUUGAAAAAAAGAAAAAGCUCCAUUAAAGCAGAGGAUUUUUUCCAUAGAGUGAGAGAGCUGUAACUGUUGUCUACGUAUUGGUGGCGCACUAUCAGAUUUCUGUCCGCUAUUUCCUCAAGACUUGGUCUCCUCCUUAACUAACUGCCAUCUGGUUUUAUCUCUCUGAUCUCAUUUUCCACCAUUUUCAUUCACCUCAUCUUCUUUUUCUUGCAAAUCUGUCCAUUAAUUUCAAUUCCACUGCCACAUCCCAUUUCCAGAUAUUUAUCUUCUGCUUAAGGUUGGUUUUUGUUCCUCUAGGCUUUUUUCCAGUUCUUGAAUGAGCAUCAUCUCAUAUUUUGUUCAUGCUUUUUCAUUUCUGAGAAUGUGAACUCAACCCCAUCUUCUCUUUUUUCCUUUCAAUUCAAGAUUUAGAAUUUAAUUUUGAAUUUUUGUUUUCUGAUGUUUUGAUUUGAUUGACUUACCUUCGCCAUCCACCGACAGUUCCAGAGAGAUAAAAAUAGCAUCUUUUUCCCUUUUGUAACCAUUUCAAGAAAAUGCCACCACUAAUAACCACAAAUUUCAUUACCCUUUUCCUAAUUGUGAUUUUCAUCUUCACCUUCUCAGCCAAUUCCCAAGAUUCUGAUCUUGAGACUGAUUGCACAAACAAAUGGAUCCAUAUUAGACACUUACCACCUCAAUUCAACCUUGACUUGUUAUCAAAUUGCUCUGAAUAUCCGUUGUUUGAUAAUUUCUGCCCUUAUUUACCAAACCAUGGUCUUGGCCAAAAAACUCACAACAAAUCACACAGCUGGUAUAGGACUGACCCUUUUAUGCUUGAGCUUGUGUUUCAUCGUAGGAUGCUUGAAUACCCUUGUCUAACUUCUGAUCCUAGUCAUGCUAAUGCCAUUUAUGUUCCUUACUAUGGUGGAAUUGAUAGCCUUAAGUACUUAUUUGGUCCUGAAGUUAAUUCCAGUUUUCAACAUGGUCUUGAUUUGUAUGAUUUUUUAGCACAUGUUGAUUCACCUAAUAUUUGGAGUAGAAAUUAUGGUCAUGACCAUUUUUUGGUCAUGGCAAGACCUGCUUGGGAUUUUAGUCAACCUUUGUAUAAUGAUCCUAUUGUUUUUGGUACUUCAUUUCUUGAAUUGCCGGAGUUUUACAAUGUUACUGCAUUGACUCUUGAAGGUAGAGCUUAUCCUUGGCAAGAACAAGCUAUUCCUUAUCCCACUUCAUUUCAUCCUCCAAAUUUAGCAUUUUUUGAAUCUUGGGUUAAUAGGGUAAGGAGGUCUAGGAGGAAUACAUUGAUGUUGUUUGCUGGUGGUGGUGGAAUUUCAGCUAAUCCUAAUAUUAGGAGAAGUAUUAGACUUGAGUGUGAGAAUGUGACAAGUAUGAGUGCUAAUGGCACUGGCUACCAAAAGUUAUGUGAAUUUGUGGAUUGUUCUAAUGGGAUUUGUGAACAUGAUCCUAUUAGGUUUAUGAAGCCAAUGUUGCAAGCUAGCUUUUGUUUGCAACCUCCGGGGGAUACACCGAGUAGACGAUCAACGUUUGAUGGGAUUCUUGCGGGGUGCAUUCCUGUAUUCUUCGAAGAUUUGUCCGCGAAAAAGCAGUAUGGUUGGCAUUUGCCAGAGGAGAAGUAUGAAGAAUUUGCAGUCACUAUACCUAAAGAAGAUGUUGUGUUUAAGGGGUUGAAAGUUUUUGAUGUUUUAACCAGUAUACCAAGAGCUCAAGUUAGGAGAAUGAGAGAAAAGGUUUUGGAAAUGAUACCUAGAGUUAUGUAUAGAAAGCAUGGAAGUUCACUGGGUUUGAGGAGUAAAAAGGAUGCCUUUGAUAUUGCAAUAGAGGGCACUUUGGAAAGAAUCAAGUCUAGGCUUCAAGAAGUAGCAGCUCAAUAAUUAUUAUCCUUGGUGAGCCUUGGCGUAACUGGUAAAGUUGCUGUCGUGUGAUCAGGAGGUCAUGGGUUUGAGCCGUGAAAACAACAUCUUACAGAAAUGCAGGGUAAGACUGCGUACAAUAGACCCUUCUGGUCCGGCCCUUCCCUGAACCCCGCACAUAACGAGAGCUUAGUGCACCGGGCUGCUCUUUUUUUGUUCUAUUCUAUCUCUUGUUGUUCUUCUUGGUUGUUACUACUAUUAUUUAUACCUCACCAAGGGUGUAGAGAUAAUUUUGUAUUUCAUAUUUCCACUGAUAAUGAAUAAAUGUAAAGUCAUUUAUCAGAAAA